AUGGAAGCGUCCGCGUACUACUGCCUCUAUAAGACGAGCAAGUGCCGCAACCCGCGUGGGCUCAAGCGAGAUGGGACGCUCCACCGAAUGUGCAACGAUCACCGCGCCAAGGCCAACGAGAGCCAGCGCAAGAGCGAAGCCAAGAAGCGGUUCCGCAAGCACGUCGGUCUCAAGCGCCCAGUCCCGUGGUCGCCGCCUUUGGCCCAUGUCGACAAUCUGCCAAUGACGCAGUGGCACAGUCCCGUUCUGGAAGACGACGCGUCGACAGACGAAGAGCAGCCGAGGUGGCCCGCACCCCCCAAGAUGGCGCUGGCUUUCAUUCUCGACGCGGACGUUGACAUGUGUCGUCGUCACGCGAAUGAUGAUUAG
Saprolegnia parasitica CBS 223.65 is the source of this 369-nucleotide messenger RNA. RefSeq lists its product as hypothetical. The record is from RefSeq and is a predicted model, not a curated record. The transcript has a single exon. Bases 1 to 369 code for a protein of 122 amino acids. Lineage: Eukaryota; Oomycota; Saprolegniomycetes; Saprolegniales; Saprolegniaceae.